AUGAUAGAAACUUCACAUAGUGAGUCACAAUUGAAUUACAUUGGUGACAGUUACUACCUCUACUCGGUGUCUAUGAUAAACAAGGGACUAGAAAUGAUGUACAUUAGAAUUUUCACUUUCUUUGGGUGCAUUGAUUUCUCAAACAACAAAUUUUAUGGAGAAAUUCCAAGGGCAAUAGGGGAUCUUGGAAGUUUAAUCGUGCUCAACUUGUCAAGUAAUAAUUUUUCAGGACACAUCCCUUCAUCUUUAGGGAAUUUGAUUGAGCUUGAAUCAUUAGAUCUCUCUAAUAAUAAGCUUUGUGGUGAAAUCCCUCAUCAGUUAACUAGGCUCACAUUUCUUGAAUACUUGAACUCAUCUGAAAAUCAACUUGUGGGUCCAAUACCUCAGGCCGGACAAAUUGAGACAUUUUCAAAUUCUUCUUUUGAGGGAAAUUGGGGGUUAUGUGGUCUUCCAUUGUCAAAAAAGUGUGAAACUCUCUUGCCACCUUCUGAAUACAGCGAAGAAUCAGGUGAUUCAAUAUUAUCCGGUUUGACUUGGAAAACUGUUGCAAAGGGAUAUGGAUACGGACUCAUAAUUGGAUUGAUGAUCGGAUUUAUAACCACCUCAAGUUGGCCAUGUUUGAUGCUCAAGAAGUUAGGUGUGAUCCCACCAAGAAGACUAAGAUGA
Messenger RNA from Ziziphus jujuba (common jujube), 666 nucleotides. Its product is annotated as putative receptor like protein 25. Bases 1 to 666 code for a protein of 221 amino acids. Lineage: Eukaryota; Viridiplantae; Streptophyta; Magnoliopsida; Rosales; Rhamnaceae. The transcript has a single exon. Gene Ontology annotation, molecular function: protein binding. The record is from RefSeq and is a predicted model, not a curated record.